Messenger RNA from Pipistrellus nathusii (Nathusius's pipistrelle), 1185 nucleotides. Lineage: Eukaryota; Metazoa; Chordata; Mammalia; Chiroptera; Vespertilionidae. The record is from the annotation of a GenBank genome assembly.
AUGGAGGGACAGACUCCUGGAAGCAGAGGCCUCUUGGAAAAGCCCGUGACCGCCAGCCGCGGUCUGUCCUCCCUGAGCGCUGUCUUCAUCCUCCUGAAAUCUGCGCUGGGGGCCGGCCUGCUCAACUUCCCCUGGGCCUUCCACAAGGCCGGUGGGGUGGCCCCCGCCUUCCUGGUGGAGCUGGUCUCCUUGGUCUUCCUGAUCAGCGGGCUGGUCAUCCUGGGCUAUGCCGCCUCCGUCAGUGGCCAGGCCACCUACCAGGGCGUGGUGAGAAGGCUGUGUGGACCUGCCAUCGGGAAGCUGUGUGAGGCCUGCUUCAUCGUCAACCUGCUCAUGAUCUCCGUGGCCUUCCUCAGGGUGAUCGGGGACCAGCUGGAGAAGCUGUGCGACUUCCUCCUGCCCAGCGCGCCGCCCACCCUGCAGCCCUGGUAUGCCGACCAGCGCUUCACCUUGACCCUGCUCUCCAUGCUGGUCAUCCUGCCUCUGUCCGCCCCGAGGGAGAUCGGGUUCCAGAAAGUGACAAGUCCUUCCUCCUGGACCUCUGUGUUUAGUGUCUUCCCCACCAUCUGCUUCGGAUUUCAGUGCCAUGAGGCUGCUGUCUCCAUCUACUGCAGCAUGCGCAACCAGAGCCUGUCCCACUGGGCCCUGGUCUCCGUGCUGUCCUUGCUGGCCUGCUGCCUCGUCUACUCGCUGACAGGCGUUUAUGGCUUCCUGACCUUCGGGACCGCAGUCUCUGCCGACAUCCUGAUGUCCUACCCGGGUGACGACGGGGUCAUCAUCGUGGCCCGCGUCCUCUUCGCCGUCUCCAUCGUGACCGUCUACCCCAUUGUGCUCUUCCUGGGGAGGUCGGUGAUGCAGGAUUUCUGGAGGAGGAGCUGCUGCCAGGCGUGUGGGCCCAGGGCCCUGGCCAACCCCUCGGGGCUGCUGACGGUCCUGUGGGUCGCCGUGACGCUCGCCAUGGCCCUGUUCCUGCCGGACCUCAGCGAGAUCAUCGGCAUCAUCGGCGGCAUCAGUUCCUUCUUCAUCUUCAUCUUCCCAGGUCUGUGCCUCAUCUGUGCCAUCGGCACCGAGCCCGUAGGACCACGAGUCAAGUGCUGCUUGGAGGUCUGGGGAGUGGUGUCCGUGCUCGUUGGCACCUUCAUCUUUGGGCAGAGCACGGUGGCAGCCCUCCUGGAGCUCCUGUGA